GUGUUCUGCUCGGGCGGCAGCGGCGGCGGCGGCGGGACGCGGAGGCUCCCCCGGGAAUCGGCCUCAGCAGUGAGGAGGCGGCGGCGGCUGUGAAGGCGCAAGCAGCAGCUGAGGCAGCGGCGGGCUCAGGUGCAGCCGCUGAGUGAAGACAAUAGUCCAGAGAGGGAGGUGGAAAGCUACAGGAAGCUAAAGCUGUGUGUAUUUGUGGAUCAGACAAGUGCAGCAAGUUAAUAACAUUGGCUUCUGAAGGGGAGAGUGAGGUGAUGGCUGCGUUUAAGUUGGAUUUCCUUCCAGAAAUGAUGGUGGAUCAUUGCUCUUUGAAUUCCAGUCCCGUCUCAAAGAAAAUGAACGGCACCCUGGACCACCCAGACCAACCGGAUCUUGAUGCUAUCAAGAUGUUUGUGGGCCAGGUUCCAAGGACCUGGUCAGAGAAGGACUUGAGGGAACUGUUUGAACAGUAUGGUGCUGUCUACGAAAUCAACGUCCUAAGGGAUAGGAGCCAAAACCCUCCUCAGAGCAAAGGGUGCUGUUUUGUUACAUUUUACACCCGAAAAGCUGCAUUAGAAGCUCAGAAUGCUCUUCACAACAUGAAGGUCCUCCCAGGGAUGCAUCAUCCUAUACAGAUGAAACCUGCCGACAGUGAGAAGAACAAUGCAGUGGAAGACAGGAAGCUGUUUAUUGGUAUGAUUUCCAAGAAGUGCACUGAAAAUGACAUCCGAGUCAUGUUCUCUUCAUUCGGACAGAUUGAAGAAUGCCGGAUAUUGAGGGGACCUGAUGGCCUGAGCCGAGGUUGUGCAUUUGUGACCUUCACAACAAGAGCCAUGGCACAGACAGCUAUCAAGGCAAUGCACCAAGCACAGACCAUGGAGGGCUGCUCUUCCCCCAUGGUGGUAAAAUUUGCUGAUACACAGAAGGACAAAGAGCAGAAGAGAAUGGCCCAGCAGCUCCAGCAGCAGAUGCAGCAAAUCAGCGCAGCAUCUGUGUGGGGAAACCUUGCUGGUCUAAACACUCUUGGACCCCAGUAUUUAGCACUUUAUUUGCAGCUCCUUCAGCAGACUGCCUCCUCUGGGAACCUCAACACCCUGAGCAGCCUCCACCCAAUGGGAGGGUUAAAUGCAAUGCAGUUACAGAAUUUGGCUGCACUAGCUGCUGCAGCUAGUGCAGCUCAGAACACACCCAGUGGUACCAAUGCUCUCACUACAUCCAGCAGUCCCCUCAGCGUACUCACCAGUUCAGCAGGGUCCUCACCCAGCUCCAGCAGCAGCAGCUCUGUCAAUCCCAUCGCCUCCCUUGGAGCCCUACAGACACUAGCUGGAGCUACAGCAGGCCUCAACGUCAGCUCUUUGGCAGGGAUGGCUGCUUUAAAUGGUGGGCUGGGCAGCAGUGGCCUUUCUAACGGCACCGGGAGCACCAUGGAGGCCCUCACGCAGGCCUACUCGGGGAUCCAGCAGUACGCUGCCGCGGCGCUCCCCACUCUGUACAACCAGAACUUGUUGACACAGCAGAGCAUUGGUGCUGCUGGAAGCCAGAAGGAGGGUCCAGAAGGAGCCAAUCUGUUCAUCUACCACCUGCCCCAGGAGUUUGGAGACCAGGACCUGCUGCAGAUGUUUAUGCCCUUUGGGAAUGUCGUGUCUGCCAAGGUUUUCAUAGACAAGCAGACGAACCUGAGCAAGUGUUUUGGUUUUGUAAGUUACGACAAUCCUGUUUCGGCUCAAGCUGCCAUCCAGUCCAUGAACGGCUUUCAGAUUGGCAUGAAGCGGCUUAAAGUGCAGCUCAAACGUUCGAAGAAUGACAGCAAGCCCUACUGAGCGUGCUCCCCUCUGAGACUGGAGUGAGAGGGUCUUCUGAUUCCUGCCGUUUGUUCAUCGUUGUGCCUAAAGCAUGUCGAUGUGGCGUCAAGUACAUCGUCCAAAUCCCUGUCUCUUCAGCUUCUCUGAUGCUUGAACUCUCACCUUUGACCUUGUGUUGACCUUUGAUGCUGAUGUGUAUUUUUAUUAUGUUUGUUUCUUUCUUUGUUUUUUCUUUUUUCUUUCCUUUUUUUUUUUUUCUUUUGUGCUGCCAAAUUGGUUUUGCUAGAACGACUGCUGAAGGGGAAAUAUUUAAACUUGCAUUUGAAUAUAAAAAAAAAUCUAUUUUUCUAGAACUUCAUAAGAUAACCACUUGAUUUUGUGAUUCCAAUUCUUUGUAAUUGUCUUCAGAGCAGCCCUACUAGCACAUACCGCGUGGUGUUUGUAUUUCUGUGAACACACAGCCAGUCUGUUUCUAGGCUUUGUUUCUCUGUGUGCUUAGUUUUAAAGACAACUUUGAAGUAAACAAUGAAAUAAAAGAUGUCACGAAAACCUCUGAGUUUCCUGAGCACAUUUUGCUGAUGCAGUCUGUGGGGCUCGAGGAGGCUGCCCGUGUUCCUAGUUCUGUUUUUCUGAGUUCUCAGCUGCAGAAAACACCCGAACCCUUUUUCCGUUUUGACCGCCCGCUGCAGUUUGGGCCCCAGCCAGCCCUUUUUCUUUUGUGCUUCUUUCCUGGAGCAGCCCUGCGGGAGUCUGCAGGCCCCCGGCCCCUUCCCCUCAGCCCUGCUGUGCCCACCUCCGUGCUUCUUCCUUCAGUCUCCACAGCAAAAUGUGAUGCUUUGAUUUUUUUUUUUUGUUUUUGUAUUGUUUUUGUGUUUUUGUUUUGAAUUUUUUCCUUUCCUACUAAGAUUAUGCCCAGAAAAAACAAGUUUUGCAUGUUUCCUGCUGUUUCUUCACACCUUCGUAUAUAUCACCUUCACCUCUCUGUUUUCUAUAGUUUGUGCAGAAACUGACCGAUUUAAAAGGGUUUCAAAGAAGCUGUUUUAAAUUGAUGUGGGGUUAUUUUUUUUUUUUUCCAAGAUUGUAUUAUUUUUAUCUUGAAGUGGCAACUUUCUCCUCUAUUUGCCCUUAGAGCGUUUGCCUGUGCACUUAGACUGUCACCUCAUAUGGCCUCCGGGUCUCGGCGGGGCCUUCAGGAGGCCGGUUGCUCUGCUCAGAGGCGGGUGGGAAGGGAGUCCAGAGAGGCACAGGGGCAGAGGUAGAACUCAGAAGGCGGCGGCGGGUGGGCGAGAGGCUAGUGAGCACCCGCAGCGCCGAAGAAGGAGGGCGCUCUCAGCCGCUCGCAGGAGGCCGCCUGCGCCCGAAGUGGCAGUACAUCUGCAGCGCUUCUCCUAGGUGACAAGCACAAUACUACAGUCUUCACACUGUUUACAGCCCUGGGCACCAGCCACCCCACACUGGCUCCUCGCUGCAGCUCGGCUCUUGCUCAGCUAGUGGGGUGGGGGUCAGGGCGGGUUUGGUUUUGUUUUGUUCUCGUUUUUGUUUUGUUUUGUUUUAAUUGGGUGAAGAGCCAAAUAGCUACUGUCCCUGGGUGCCAGGCAAGCCAGUUCCUUGGUUCCCUGAGGGGAGCUUGCCUCCUCUCUUGUGGCACCGUCCAGCCUCAGGGUCUUAGGGACUUGAGUAAGAGCGUGAGGGGCCGAGGGAGAGGUGAGAGGAGGUGAGAGGUCACACGGUGGGCCUGCGGAGCUAAGAGGUUGCAGAGGGAGGAGUUUGGGAUAGAUCCCACCCAGGCCUAAGCUGCCGCUGGUGGGUGAGAGAGCUGCGAAGUCGGAGUUCCAGGGAAGGAUGGAGGGAGGAGGUAGCCAAGGGACCGGGGGGAGGGGGGUGGGGAGGUAGAAGCACUGUUAGCAUCAUCCGUGCUGGAGCCGAUAAAGGAAGGGGUCUCGGCAGUUUCUGCUCUGGGACCUGGCAGGUUGCCUAGUAUGAUGCUUGAAGCCACUCUUAGGGAAGGAAAGGGCGGCCAGGUGGAGGCCCAGUGUACGGUAGGCUGCUUAAUUUCUUCGAAGGGGUGAUGGGAUGGAAAGAGGCCGGGAACCCCAGCCUGAGCGAGACUGCCGCGUACCCCACAGUCUGACUGCACAGAGCUGCCCCUGUUGGCAGAAGGCGCCGAGGCUCCCCUUCCUGUGUAUUCAGAACCCGUGUUUGCCAAUAUAUUUUGCUUUCGAUUCCAAGAGGAGCUCUGGGAAAACCUGUGGAUAAAACCAAAUGCCAAACGUUGGACGUUGUUUCCUUUUCCUUUUCUCUCUCUGAUUGUUUUAACUGUUCUGUGGUGGUUUUAAUGGAUUUGAGACCCUGGAGCGGCAGCUGCCUUUCUGAUUUCCAGCUGCUUUUUGUGAAUAAUUUAAAAAGAAAAAAAAAAAGAAACUUUACAUUUUGGAGACAAACCUGUGUGAGUUUUUUAUUGGUACAAACGUUGUAUUUAACACUAGGGGUUUUGUACAGUUUUUUGCCUUUUCUACUAGAAAACAAUGUAAAGUGAUUUCACAAUGUGAAGAGAAAAAAAUUGCCACUAUGACCAAACGCACAGUCUGUUCUGCAGCAACAGUGGGAUUCAAUCAACUCAAAGUCGUGAUUCAGCCGUAGAAAUGCUUUUUCUUUACCUUGUUUGAGCUCUUCCUUUCUCUCCUGUUUUGAUUUGCAAAAGAAAAUGUCUUUUUUGUGUGAACUUGUGUUGUACUAUGUAGAAAAUUAUGAAUUUUACUUUAAUGGUUUUAAAAAAAAAAAAAAAGGCAAGAAGAGCCCUUGUCGCUUUUCUGACCUGAUCACAGAGUUCGUGUAGUGGAUUUAAA
Kogia breviceps (pygmy sperm whale) is the source of this 4636-nucleotide messenger RNA. RefSeq names its product CUGBP Elav-like family member 1 (gene CELF1). Gene Ontology annotation, cellular component: nucleus; cytoplasm; ribonucleoprotein complex. The record is from RefSeq and is a predicted model, not a curated record. Gene Ontology annotation, molecular function: mRNA 3'-UTR binding. NCBI's taxonomy places the organism in Eukaryota, Metazoa, Chordata, Mammalia, Artiodactyla, Physeteridae. Gene Ontology annotation, biological process: regulation of alternative mRNA splicing, via spliceosome; mRNA splice site recognition.